CCCUCACAACUAAGACACAUUCCCCGACAAAGAAACCAACGGACCGCGUCGUUACAUGGCGAAUUUCUACUAUAAAUACAAACACCACCUUCUCCAGCAUCAGUUCGAAUCGCACCAACAAUCAAAAUGCAAUACAAAAUUGUUAGUAUCUUGUUCUGCCUUCUCGGCGUCGUUUCUUGUGACGAAUUGUACAGGAAACCGGUUUACAAGUAUAGGUACGAAACUGAGGAUGUGAUGAAAACGGCAGCCUCAUCAAUUCCCGUUCACGGCUACCAUUUCGUCGAAGGUGGAUAUUAUCCGACAAAAAUUGCUUCUGCAGGAUUUGAAGGCGGCGCCGGUGGGAUCGGGGGUUACGGAGGCAGCGUAGGUGGUUUUGGUGGAGGCUACAGCGGAGGAAAGUACACCUCGAUCGGUGGAAUCGGUGGAGUAGGGGGAUACGAAGGAUCUAUCGGAGGUGUGGAAGCAGGAAUCGGGCCUAUCGGAGGAAUUGGGCUGAGUAAAGUGGGACCAGUGGGAUUCGGAGGAGGCGCCGGAUUCAGCAAGCUUGGAGGUGCUGGUUUAGGAAGUGGAAUCGGUCUUGGAGCAGGUGUUGGUCCGAUUAUUGGAGGCGGCAAAUUCAUCGGUGGGGGAAUCCAUCAUCCGUAUGGUGGCGAAGAAAUAGACAAGAAGAUUUACAGUGGAGAAAAGAAGAAUGUGAACGAUGAAGUGUAUGAGAAAGAAUCCGGAAAAAAGGGAGAAGAAAUUAAUCAUGGAAAAGCUGGAUAUUCCGAAGGACAGGUUGCAAUUAAGGAAGGUAAAGGCGACUCUGGAUACUAUAGCGACAUUGAGGGGGGCAAAAAAGUGAUCGGGGACGGAAAACAAUACCAUGGAGAACAAAAAUUCAGCCAAGAAGGAAAGAACGGUGGUGAGAAAAAAGAGCAGUCCACUCACAAAAAAGGCCACAAAAUCAAGGGCUUCAAGCACUCCCAUCACAAAGACGAGUCCGGCAAAACUGAAGAGUUCUAUGACGAAUCCCACGAUGAGGGCGAUCACUUCAAUUUCGACGGAAAGUCCGGAAGCUUCGGCGAAUCAGCUGGUGAAUCGUUCAAAGGAGGUCACGACGAUGAGAAGUUCAAAGAAGGCGAACACAAAAAAGCUGGACACUAUGAAAACGGUCAUUUCGUUGACAAAAGCAAUGCUGAUCAUGGCAAAUAUGGAGAGAAUAAAUAUGCAGGAAACGGUGUCGUCUAUGGUAAAAACAACGGGUUCGAUCAGGAGAGCCUUUUGGGACAUCAGGAGAAUAGCAGAUUCUACAAACAUCAUCCUUACCAUGUGCCUUUUUAUCAUUGAUGAUUGGCAUAAAAAAUUGAAUAUUCGUAAUAUUUAUUUGUAAAUUAUGUAAAUCACACUCAAUUAGAGAUAUACACCACUG
Messenger RNA from Aethina tumida (small hive beetle), 1411 nucleotides. RefSeq lists its product as uncharacterized. The record is from RefSeq and is a predicted model, not a curated record. The transcript has 2 exons. Bases 127 to 1329 code for a protein of 400 amino acids. NCBI's taxonomy places the organism in Eukaryota, Metazoa, Arthropoda, Insecta, Coleoptera, Nitidulidae.